This is a messenger RNA of Paramuricea clavata, 4879 nucleotides long. NCBI's taxonomy places the organism in Eukaryota, Metazoa, Cnidaria, Anthozoa, Malacalcyonacea, Plexauridae. The record is from the annotation of a GenBank genome assembly.
AUGACCGCGUCGAUCGUUAAAUGCACACUCACUCAACUGUGUAAGUCAACAAAUUCAGUCACAAUUCAUAAUUAAUAAAGGGUCGCACAGCCUAUAUUCACCUUUAAAUUCCGGGGCAGAGUUGAUUGCAUAAUGAUAUUUACUAUGACCGUAUCAAAAUUAAUGUAUGAUUAUUUUAUAAUUCAUUUUCUUCCAUGAAAACUGUUUUACUUCUCUAAUCAUUACACGUGCCUUCAUAUAUUUUCCCAUUGUUAUCCUUAUUAAGGUAUCUUGACCAACAAAGAAUAUGCAACAAAUUCAUCCAGAUCUGGAAAUGAGGGAGAGGGAGAGGCACUCAACAACCAACAAUCGCCACCAAUCCCCCAAUCGGUUAUGAACAAACUCCUUCGACAAAUUCUGUUAACACCUGGAAAAACAGUAAGCUUUUCUCAGCUGUCACAAAAAGGCAUGUUCAGAAAGAAUGUUCAUGGAUAUUCUGGAAAAAACCUCAUGCACCAUUUAGUUGCAAAUAUAUUGCCAAAAGUUCCCCUUGGAGUAGUUCAGGAGAAAGCUACCGCAAACAGAAUAAUGGUAAUUACCAAAAUAUUAUUUUGCUUGUUAUAACUUUUGUUUAAUUUUAUUUCCUGCCAUCUCUACCUAGCAAUUUCUGUUCAUGUAUGUUCUGAGAAUGAAACUUAUAAAAAUACCUUCUUGUGAGUAUCUGUCACAGCUACAUGGUUGCAAUAUUAUUUUCCUUCCAUAGUUAUGUUAUACUUGUAACUUGUUCACUCUCCGCGGCCUCUUAUUCAUGUCAGAAACAGUGUAUUUUUGUGGCUUGUUCACGGCCGGACCUCUAACGCUUGUAAUUAAUUCAAAAAUUGUUUUCGUAUUUCAGUGCCAUUUUAGGCAGCUAUGGUUGCUGAUUUUUUCUGUUACAUGUGUAAAUUUUUCCUAAAAAUUAUCUAAAAAGGCCAUAAACUACAUAAAUAGAAAUGUAUACGUUUUGAACGUUACAUGUUUUUCAUUCCCAUUGGAUAACAAAUUCUGCAGAUGCCACCCCUAUUAACUACUAUAUAUAGUAUAUACGUGCAACUAAUCACCAAACUGAAUUGCAAACUACUAUUUUUAACAAACAGGUGUACUUCUUUGUGAAAGAUGACUUGCCUGAAGAUGAAACAAGUGAAGAUACUGUUAAGCUCAUUCAACACUUGGCUAAGGUUGGCCUUGACAUUGACAAAUAUACAACUGCUUUCAAUGCCACCAACAAGCAAAGCUUAGAAUUAUGACACUAUGUAAUAUUAAGUAAUACAUGCCAGACUGGAAAGUUUGUACUUCGCAACCGAGAUCUCAGUUGCGCACUUUUUUGCAAAAUGCGUGUCCAGACGCGCAAAUUUCAAAAAUCUGUUGUCAAACGUGCAAUUUCAAAAUGAGGCGCAGGUAAAAUUGAAAAUGUGCAAUUUUUCAAGCGCAUGCGCGCAUGAAAUUAAAAUUGUGCUAUUAUUCAAGCGCGUCAUGCAAGAGACAAAUUAGCUUGCACGAGAAAUGUCGCGAGACACAAGAAAUCCGCAAUUUUAUGUCUCAAAUUUACACAUGCCAGCGGGGCCGCAAAUUUUAGCAGUUAUGUGUGAUCAAUGUGGCAUUGGUAUGGUGAAAGUUCAUUUCCAACGAAGCACAAUAAUAACCAAUAAAGAUCAGCCAUUCCGAAGUUUGAUCUAAUUGUAUUUCGGCGGUCUUUUGGUUUUGGCUUUUCAAGGCGAACAUCGACCAUUGCAAUUGAGGGCCUGUACUGUUGUUCCACGGCAAUCAUUCAUCAAGAGACUAUUGAAUAAUUUCUGCUAGGUAAAUGUAGUGUAAAUAGUUGUAAAUUGUUUCAUGUUUUUGUGUCGCACUUUAUGGAAAUGUCUGUAUUAUCAGAAGCUGAAUUGUCUACAAAUAUACAAUAACACAUUACACAUAUAUAAUACACUGGCGCGUGUUGUUCGGGAUGGAAUGAUUCGAAUUUCGAAAUGUUGAAAUGCACUACAACUGAAUAACAGUAUAAGGAAUUAUUUAUAAAGGAAUCAUUUAUAAAUUAUAAAAAUAAUCAUGACAGCAGUCAGCGUCUCAGUGUGCCAAAUUGCCAACUUCGAUAAAUAACUAAAUUUGGGAGGGCCUAACUCAUCCAUCUAUACCAUCUGCUAACAUACUUGAUACUUCAUGAAGUAUGAUGCAGAUAUAUCAUACAGCCCGAAUAUUCAAUCGGACAAUCACAGCCAAUCAGUUUGGAUAAAUUGAAGUAUGGACCCCCCCAUAAGUUACUUCUCCAAAGAACUGCUUUUUCUUUGGAUUGAUGUCCAAUAUCCGCGAUCGGAGUCCGAUUGAUCCGAUGGCCAAACAUGUGAUAUUCUCGGCCGACGCGUCAGAGAAUAGUUUGUCCGAUGGACAAAUAUACGUAGACAAAUAUGUAUGUAUAAAUCUUUAUUAAAAUAUUGAAAGCAACACCUCACAACAAACGUGCUGGCUUACAAUUUGCACUAAUUACUUAUCAAUAAUUAUUAUACUAAUUACUAUAUUAGUAUUGAUAUUAUUCAUUAAUAGAGCUAAAAUACCAUUGUUAUAAUGUUUAAUGUAGUUCCUAAGAAGUUAAUUUCUAAUUUAAAAAUAUCAUAUGAAGUUAAAAAGACAUCUACCGGGUGCCCAAAAAAAAGUACUCCUGUUUGAUUCGUAAUAACUUCUAAACAAGUGAAGUUUUUAAAGAGAAAUAACUUGCAUUAAAUAGAGGAAGGACUAACUUAGAUUUUGAUAUAUUACAGUUGUAUUUAACUUAAAAAUUCACGGAUAUAUUAAUGUUAAAAAUGGGGAGCAUAUUUUGGAAUGUGGCUAAAAUUAGCGAAAAUCGGCAUAUCAAAUAUUAACUCCAGCGUUUGUUUGCUUAAUGACAUAUUAGGCUAACUUGUAUUUCAGCGAAUUAUCGUUAAGGUUUGUAAGGGAUAUGGCGUAGAUUUAGACAUCUUACAUGUAAGUCUUAGCUCAUUGUUUCCUGAAAUAUGAACGUUCGAAAUUAUGCAAGUAUUUAAUAUUAGGUCUUUGCAAACUUAAAUGUACAUGAAAGACUGACCAUGGAAGGCAGGCGCUUAAAUUUUUCGUAUUGUUAAAUAGCCUAAUUUUUUUAUGUUUUUAAUGGGUUCAAACAGACUGAGUAGAUUAUUUCUCGGUUAGAGCAGGAUGAAUAUUCUUUAUUGAAGGAAAUAAUAUUGCUUUUUGCAAAUACACAUCACCGUAUCAACGCUACUAUUUUGUUACGUUUUGUUCCAAAAAUGUUGCAUGUCUCUGGGGAGUUGCUUAAUUGUUAUGUCUUAUGGAGUUGUAUGGUUUGAUUGUGUUUCAUAUAAUUCUCAGUUUACUCCAUGAACUUGCCAAGAUUAAGAAACGGCAAAAGAGUUUGGGUGUUCUUAACAAGAUUUCAGAACGUUGCAGAAGUUAGAAGAGCUUCACAAUUCCGUUGUGACAGCAUGCCCUAAUUCAGAACUACGAACGAUCCAAUGACGAUCCUUCGCGAUGCAGUGGUCUCAUGAAAUAAGGAAACGUAUUCGUGCUAGGAACACACACGAAUUUCGGACGAAUGAAUCUUGCUUGUAUUUUGUAGAUAUAAUAAUACUUUGUUUCAUAAUAAACAAUUUGUCAAGUGUCAUUUAUUUACUGGUAAUAGUGCAUGUUUCAGUCGGGCAAAUCUUGAUUAAUAUUUGAUACGCCGAUUUUUGCAUAUUUCAGACACAUCCAGAAAUAUCCUCCCGAAUUUAAAGAUUAAUAUCUCCGUGAAUUUUUAAGUGAAAUACAACUGUAAUAUAUCAAAGUCUAAGUUAGUCCUUCCUCUAUUUGAUGCAAGUUAUUUCUCUUUAAAAGCUAUACUUGUUUAGAUGUUAUUACGAAUCAAACAGGAGUACUUUUUUUGGGCCACCCGGUAUUAACGAACACUCUUUUAAACCUUUCUGUUCGAACUUUCGGUAGUUUAUACUCAUGUCCGCGAUUGCGUAAUUCUAAUUGACGACUAGGAGGCAGCAAAACUUGCAGGGCAUGGUUGGGAUCCGUAGUUAUUUUCUCCCAUAAAUCUGUCUUUAUUGUUUAAUAUAUCAACAAUCGAUACCUGAUACAUAAGAUAUCCAUACUUAUAUGCACGUUUUAAAAGUUUAUCUACUUGACUAAGAUACUUAGAAUACAACGCACAUCCCCAGACCUCUAUACCAAAAACUAAUAUUGCUAAAAUAAGACUAUGGAACAGAAGACCCAGCUCUUUCCUAGAAAACCCGUAGUAUUUGCAAAUCCAAAUAUAUAGCAUAAUGUGAUAUUAAUUUAUAAUAUAAGGACUAUUACAACAGUCAGGCAUGACAUAUAGGUCGAACCGUUAUAUUUUCGAAAUAUUUUUUUGUGUGCAUGUUGGAAGGACAUGCACAAAACUUUUACCGAUGGUGAAAUGACAUCAUUUGAAUGCCAGGGUUGCAAAGUAAAGAGCCUGGGCAAGAGGCUAUGCCACAAUAUAAGUGGCAAAUGUCAGAUGGCCCGAUCGAUCGGAUCCAUCGGACAAGCACGUUAACGGACAAAAAUUUUACCGAUGGUGAAAUGAUAUAAUUUGAACGCCAGAGUUGCAAGGAAAGAGCCUGAGCAGGAGGCUAUGCUACGUUGAUCGCGAUUGAUCGGAUCCAUCGGACAAGCUGGUUACGGUCGGACAAAGAUUUUACCGAUGGUGAAAUGAUGUUAUUUUCAAAUCUAGGUUGCCGAAAGUGAAGAGCCUGGGCAGGAGGCUAUGCCACAAUUGAAGUGGCAAAUGUCAGAUGGUCUGAUCGAUCGGAUUCAUCACGGACAAGCGUGCUUACGGUCGGACAAAAAUUUUAACGAUGGUGAAAUUAUGUCAUUUGAACGCUAG